UCACGGGCUGUGGUCCACGGGGUCACAAAGCAUCAGACGCGACUGAAGCAACUGAUUCUCAAUUACAGCUCCGGCUCAGGCAACUGUAAACUCUGCCUCAAGACCUCCUCCUGUGUGUCUGGUAGACAUCUCAGACUUCCAUCAUGUCCAAAAUCAAGUUCCCCAUUUCCUCCCUAUCCCAACCUGUUCCUUCCAUAGGCUUCAUCUUAGUGAACGCAGACAUCAUUCUUCUGGCUUUUGGGGUAAAAAUCUUGGCAUUGCACUUUAUUCCUCAUCUUGUCUCCCAUUCUGUCGUAUCCAUCUUUCUUAAAUACACCCAGACUCAGACCACUUCUCGCCUUCUCGGCAGUUCCCAGCUUAGUGCAGGCCGCCGUCACCUUUCGCAUCUUUCCUCCUCCUGCUUCUCCUCUUGCCCUCAUGGUCUGUGCUUCACAUGAGCCCAGUUGUCCUUCUUACAGCCCAAGUCAGAUAAUAUUCAUUCCCCAAAUCAAACCCUUGGUGGUUUCUCUUAGCUCGAAGCGUAAUACAGACACCCCCUGAAGGCCCCAUCCGAGAUCAGCACCCUUCCCCUUGCUCACCAUGUCCCCCACUGGCUUCUGGGCUGCUCUUAGAUCACAGCUGGCAGUUUUUGCCCCGGGGCCUUUGCACUUGCUGUUUCUUUCGCUUGGAAUGCUUUCCCAGGUAAUCAACAUGCCUCAUUCUCUUGCUGAAUUCAUUUCUCUGCACAGCUGUCACUCUGUAAAGAGGCCCUGUUUAGAAUAACGCCAGGCCUCUGUGCCCCUUACACUCCCUGUUGCUUUUACCAGAUUUUCUUUUUCUUUAUUGUGCUAAUCCCUCCUGGCAUGCAUGACACAUUUGAUCAGGUGCCAUGAUCUGACAGUCUUUCUCUGUAGACUGUAAGCUCUAGGAGGGCCAGAACCCUUUCAGAAUGAUCUGCAUCCAUAAUGCUCAGUAGGGGUUUGUUUUGUACAAUAGGCGACUCAGUAAAAUGCUUUUGAACGUGUACAUUUUAGUCUCUGUCCUGGGGAUGGGCUCCUUGGAGCCAUUCAGACUUUCUUCCUUCAGUCAUGGUCCAGGAGGCGGAUGGCCCCUUGCUCCCCAUCCUCAAGUUCCCAGGUCAGGGCAGCUGGGCCACCCACCUGGAGGCCCCUAAGUGAGCAACUCGAUCAACCAUCGCAGUGGACGUUAGCCUGCCCGCAUCUGCUGUGAUUCCAAAUGCCGAGGCGGGCGCCAGGGGCGAGGAAGCGGUUACCAGUUGCCCUGCUCUUGAGGUGCAGAGAAGUCGGUGCUACAGCCUGCGUCCCGGAAGUCAUGCAGCUUUGCCUUUUCCAGAACGUCGUGUGAAUGGGAGCCCCUCCAGCACGCACCUCUUGAGUCUGACUUCUUUCAUCCGGCUUCAUCAUCUCUCGAGUCUGACUUCUUUCAUCCGGCUUCAUGCGUUUGAGAAUUGCUCAUGUUGCUGUGUUUUUCACUUAUCCCUUUUUACUGCUGAGCGUUAAUCUAUCGAAUGGAGAUUUGUCUGUACCUCUCCAGUUGGUACUUAGGUUGUUUCUACACUUGAGUGAUUAUGAGUGAAGCUUCUAAAAACGUGUACAUGUGUUUCAGAUUGUUGAUAUUUGAUCAUUUUUGAUGGACUCACAUGACUGUUUUGCCUCUUUCAACCUAAACUUCAACCUUGCAGCUCUCGAUAGAUAAGAGAGCGUCUGCUGCAGAGGUGGUCGCCAGUUGUUAUUGUCAUCGUCAUAUUCCUCUUGCUGCUCCUGUUGUUUCACUGUUACUAUCGAGGGCGGUGGCCCCUGCAGCUGAAGCUUCGUCUUCCACGUGUCCUCAGUCAGGCAGCCAAAGUCCGCCAAGUCCAUCCUGUGUGACCAGCUUCUUAGGAGUCUGCAGAAUGUGGCCCGUGAGCAGACCUCCCCCCCACCUCUGCCAUGUCUGCGAGAAGCAUCAUCAUCGACCAUGGCUCUGCCUUUCUGAAGGCUGGCUUGUCGGGCUGGAAUGAGCCCCAGCUGGUCUUGCCCAGUGUCGUGAACUACAUCCCCUGCCAGGAGAACCCGGGCCCCAGCUAUGCCCGGCGGCGUGUGAGUCUCGGCAUCGACAUCUGCCGACCCGACACCUUCAGCUAUCCCGUGCAGCGGGGCCGCGUCAUCAACUGGGAGGGUGUGGAGCACAUCUGGUCAUUUAUCCUGCAGAGGCACCGGCUGGAGCAUGAGGACUUGCCUGUGAUCAUCACAGAGAGCCCCCUGAAGGAGCCUGCGGACCGCCAGAAGACCCUGGAGAUCAUGUUCGAGUUGCUGGGUGUGCCGUCCGUCCUCCUGGCCGACCAGCGGGAGAUGUCGCUGUACGCGUCUGGCCUGCUGACGGGCGUGGUGGUGGACUCGGGCUGUGGCCUGACCCGCGUGCAGCCCUUCCACCUGGGCCGCCCGCUGUGGCCCGGGGCGAAGACGCUGGAGUUCGCGGGCCAGGACCUCUCGGCCUAUCUCUUCAAGAGCCUCUUCAAGGAAGCUUACAAUCGCCACAACCUGUUCCAGCUGGACACCGUGGCCAGCACCCAGAUGUAUAAGUGCUACGUGCCACUGAAUCUGGGGGAGGAGCUGGAGUUCUAUCAGAGCCUGCCGCACAGCGCCGACAGGAGCAACAGCUACCAGCUCCCAGACGGCACCCCCGUGGAGCUGACCGCCAUGCAGCGGCUGGCCCCCGAGAUGUUCUUCAGCCCCCAGGUGUUCAACCUGCAGGGGCCCAGCCUCCCCCAGGCCGUCGUGGAGUCCAUCGAGGCCUGUGAGCCCAGCCUGCGCCCGCUGCUCACCUCCCACGUGGUGCCCUGCGGGGGAAACACCCUCUACCCGGGCUUCACCACGCGUCUCUACCAGCUGGUGGCCAGCCAUUUCUCCUCCACCAGGGCCUCCGUGUUUGCGGGUUCCAACAGGCACUUCAGCGUCUGGCUGGGAGCGUCCGUCGUGGCUCACCUGUCGACUUACAAGUCCGAGUGGUUGACCAAGGAGGAGUACAGUGAGCGCUUCAGGAUGUGACCAGCGGCCUGCUCCCGCGGCCCAGCUCCCCUCCGACCGGCGUGGGUGGGCUCAUCCCAGCGAGAGGCUGGGCUGGGGUGGGGUUAGCUGGCUUUGGAAUUCAAAGGUCAUGGGAGAUUUUUCUAGGUUCUAGGGUUUUAUCUUGCUUCAAGAGUGGGAUCCACCCCAUAGGAGGACAGGGUACCACCCUGGAAACCCUUUGGGGGGGCUGGUCUGUCACUGGGAUGGAGCGGCUAGCUGCCAUCUCCACGCUUAACAGUUGCUUGUUUUUUCCUGGCAUUUCUCUUGGCGGUCCCAUUCUUUUGAUUGAGUAGGUUUUAAUGGGGGCAGGCAAGGGAGAAUUAUUUUUGAAUAGGGGAUAGGGUGGGUGGGGAUGGGAGAGUUGAAGUUUGUAGACCUACCCCUCCUUCCAGCUGAGUGGGGGUUGGUGCAGGAAGCCUGGCGCGCCCUUCCUGCCCUUGGGCCCCUGGCCGGGGAUUUGUUUUCCAUGUGCAAAUAAAUACCUUGUUUGGAA
Messenger RNA from Odocoileus virginianus texanus, 3540 nucleotides. Lineage: Eukaryota; Metazoa; Chordata; Mammalia; Artiodactyla; Cervidae. The record is from RefSeq and is a predicted model, not a curated record.